Bipolaris sorokiniana ND90Pr is the source of this 987-nucleotide messenger RNA. RefSeq lists its product as uncharacterized. NCBI's taxonomy places the organism in Eukaryota, Fungi, Ascomycota, Dothideomycetes, Pleosporales, Pleosporaceae. The record is from RefSeq and is a predicted model, not a curated record. The coding region runs from base 1 to 987 and encodes 328 amino acids. The transcript is spliced from 5 exons.
AUGCAUUUCGAGUCGGACAAUUGUAUCGUUCGCCUACGAAUCAACAAACACCUAGGACUUAGCGACUGGCUCAUGGCAGGAAGCGUGAUCCUAAACUUCCUGGGCUGCGUACCCUGCGCAAUACUCGCUGCAAAAGGCGGCCAAGGCCGUCUGAUGGCAGAUUCAUGGUGGCUUGUAACAGAACGUACAUCGCACGAACUACAUAUGAUUUUCACUACGCAGUGUCUCAAUGUCUACGCAAUGUUCCUUGUCAAGGCAUGCAUUUGUGCUUACUUGAUGGCAUUGGAUUUUGGACGUAACUAUCGCAUCCUCAUAUGGACAUCUGUUGUUAUCGUGGCGCUGUGCAACUUUGUCAUGAUGCUUAUGUUGCACUUUGAUUCUAGUGUGGAGGGAGAGUGCUGCCCAGAAGCAGUCAGUGAUGCAACGGCUUAUGUGCCGAUUACAUCCAAUAUCAUCGCCGAUUUAAUCUAUACUGCUGCACCUAUCGUUUACCUAAGACAUAUCCAGCUCAGCAAGCAGACGCAAUGGGGCGUCCGAAUUGUUUUCCUCCUGGGACUGGUUGGCACCGGGCUUUCCGUUGCCAAAAUCCCCAUCACAGCCAAGUUUCUCAAGUCACAAGAAAUGAUGUGGGGUGCCAUGGAUCUAAGUAUUUGCAGCAUUAAUGAGGUCUGCGUCGGCAUCAUCGUCGCAAAUCUUCCGUCUCUGCGAAACACUAUCCUAAAUCUAUUCUCUGAAAGCAUCCCAGUGAGCUCUUCCACAGCCAUGCGUGUCUCACAGAAACCCACUAGCCAUUUUGAUAUUGUCUCUUCACACUAUGCUUCCAAGGGCCACACAAAGUUGCAAGAUGACGAGGACGAAAGCGAACGCUGCAUCCUAGAGUUAGGAGAGAGACGGCAAAAUUGGAGUAUUAUGAAGACCACUCGAGUGGAUGUUCGCAACGAAGGUGCAACAUCAUGCCAAAUAAGUCCUGCCCAAAAACCUUUUUAG